Messenger RNA from Papaver somniferum (opium poppy), 1209 nucleotides. RefSeq names its product HIPL1 protein-like. The transcript has 4 exons. The coding region runs from base 1 to 1209 and encodes 402 amino acids. The record is from RefSeq and is a predicted model, not a curated record. NCBI's taxonomy places the organism in Eukaryota, Viridiplantae, Streptophyta, Magnoliopsida, Ranunculales, Papaveraceae.
AUGACCAAAUAUUUGGGUCAGAUGGAAAGACUAACGAAAUGCAAUCGGUUCUCGGCGGAUUUAUUUGGAGUAGAUUCUGGGACUCGAACGGUUCCAAUUCUCUGUACUGUUUCAGAAAAAUCAAUCGUGUCUAAUACUUCUUCGAAAGACUUCUGUUCAAACGUCUGGGAUGCAUGCAAAGCUGAACCUAUAAUAAACUCUCCGUUUGUGCCUUCACUACAAAGUAGAACUAAAGUUCCUGUUAGUUCUACACCUUCCGUACUAGCAGAUACAUGCCAUUCAAAGAGUGAUUUCUGUAGAUUAUUUGGCGGAACUGCAGAAGAUAAAUUAGUAUGUUUCAAUGGGACAUCGACUUUGCUACACAAUACCGAGAAUCCCCAGCCACCAAGUAGCAUUUGCCUUGAGCAACUCACUAAUGGUCCUUACCUUUAUAUGGAUGCUCAUCCCGAUGGAUCCAACCGUGUUUUCUUGGCGAGCCAACAAGGUAAGAUAUGGUUGGCAACUGUUCCCGAAGAGGGAAAUGGAGAAGAAAUGGUGAUAGAUGAAACAAAUCUAUUUGUAGACUUAACUGACACUGUACACGUGGAUACUGAGUUUGGGUUGCUGAGUGUGGCAUUUCAUCCAAGAUUUGUACACAAUGGACGCUUCUUUGCUUCUUAUAUUUGUGACGGGGAUCAAUGGUCUGGAUGUUCAGGAAGGUGCGCAUGUAACACAGAUGUUAACUGUGAUCCUUCAAAGCUUCCUCCUGUUUUCGGAUCUCGGGCAUGCCGGUUUCAUGUUACAGUAUCAGAGUUUACAGCUAACAGUAGCGCAUCUGAUCCAGCUUCGGCAACAAGAGGCAAUCCAUCCGAAGUGAGAAGGAUAUUCACGAUGGGCAUUGCAUACAAAAAUGCUAUUGCAAGCCAACUUCUCUUUGGUCCCGACAGGUAUUUAUACUUCCUGACGGGAGAUGGCGAAACUGAACUCGAUCCCUACAAUCAUGCCAAAAACAAGAAAUCCAUGCUCGGCAAACUUUUGAGGCUUGAUGUUGAUAACAUUCCAAGUGCAAUAGAACUAAGCAAACGUAGUGCAUGGGGAAAUUACUCUACCCCGAGUGACAAUCCAUAUUUUAUGACAAGGGAUCACUGCCUUAAAUUUGGGCUUUGGGACUACGAAACCCUUGGCGCUGUAGUUUUGAUUCAGAGAGGCCAUCUUACUUUCUUUGUGUAG